Messenger RNA from Penicillium antarcticum, 1452 nucleotides. RefSeq lists its product as uncharacterized. Gene Ontology annotation, molecular function: IgE binding. Lineage: Eukaryota; Fungi; Ascomycota; Eurotiomycetes; Eurotiales; Aspergillaceae. Gene Ontology annotation, cellular component: extracellular region. The coding region runs from base 1 to 1452 and encodes 483 amino acids. The record is from RefSeq and is a predicted model, not a curated record. The transcript has a single exon.
AUGCGUUGGAACGUAUCUAUACCGUUCCUUCUCGCCGGCAUCAUUGACUAUGCAUGUGCUGGCCUGCAUCACUAUCAUGCUCAUAGCCAUCGACACCGUCAUUUGAUGCGUCAUGCUGAGCAGCUGGAGCCGAGGGAUCUGGCUUGGGACAAUGUGGAGAAUAUCCAGGGCGAUAUGGAGCUGGAAUUUGUUACUCUCACGACUACCACUACAGUCGUUGGCAACUGUGCGCCUACACAUACCAUUUUUAGUACUUUGACACUCGUGAGAGAGGACACUGAGCCUACAUCAUGUGCGUCGGAGUACCCGGCGCACAGCUUCGUGCCUGGGCCUAUGGUCCCGGAGCCUUUCCAAGCCCAUUGGAAUCAGGUGCAGCCCCAUCCUGAGCCUAUAUAUCAAGCGGCAAUCCAGCCCAGGCCCACGAUGUCUCAAAUGAGUCAGCCUGAGAUCUCUCGUCCUAAACAAACAGAGUCUGAAGAUGUCACGAUCACAAAGACCAAAACCAUUACCCGAACUGCAACAAAUACCGUGAAGGUUACCGUCACGCCAGAGCCAGGGACACCAGAAUCAGAUACGCCGGAGACAGGUACACCAUCAUUGGCAGACACACUGCGCGAAAAUCCAACAGAAGAACAAAAAGCUGUCCCUCGAAAAGGUCCACCAAAGAAAGACAAGGGCAAAAACGGGGAAAAGGGCGCCGUAAACGCAGUCCUCGAUAUUCCAAGCGAAGUACUCCCAGACCUACCAGUCGUGGACCAAAUCCUCCCAGGACCCAAAGUGCACAACCCCGCCCCGAUAGCCUGGACAGAAAAGCCACCAAAUGGACAAUUUUCAUUCGACCGAUUUGGCGGGCGUACAGCACCCCACGGAACAGAAAUCCACUACAAAGGCAAUGUUGGUAAACCAUGGGGCAGCAACAUUAUCACCGUCAGUCCAGAAGAAGCCCACAACUACAAAUACGUCGCGCAGUUCCACGGCGCACAAGACAAACCCUGGACGGUAGUGGUAUGGAACAAAAUGGGACCCGACGGCAAGAUGACAGGAUGGUACGGACACUCUGCCCUGACGUUCUCCAUUGCACCUCGAGAAACGCGCUAUGUUGCCUUCGAUGAGGAUUCAGAGGGUGCAUGGGGUGCUGCGCCGGGUCAUUCUCUGCCAAAGGAUCAGUGGGGUGGGUAUUCGUGUACCUGGGGUGAAUUUACAUUUGGGGAUGGGGAGAAUAAUGGGUGGUCUGGUUGGGAUGUUUCGGCUAUUCAGGCGCAGAUUGCUAAGCAGUUUGUGCAGGGUAUGUCGAUUUGUCAGGCUGAUGGACAGGGGUGUUCUGUUAUUACUCCCAAUGCUGAGAGAGUUGUUGAUGCUUAUGUUGAGGCGAAGAAGGCUCGGAAUGGCAUUGGAGGUGCUGCUGCUCCGGGGCCGGUACGGUUGGAUGUUUUGCUUGAUUAUCGGGGGUAA